CUGCCAAUGACAGCUAGUUGUCAGUUUUCCCCUCACCACUCCUAGCUAAAUUGUUGCUUGAGAAAUUGCUAUUUGUGUUUGUUUUUGACCAUUUUAAUUGAAAACAAUCACAGUAAGGUACUUUAUUGUUACCAAGAAAUGAUUUGAUAUUGAGGUAAAAACGGCUGCAUUGGAGCUUUAAAAAUACAAUGAUGUGCGCAUGUCGUCAUUUGCCAAGCAACGAUUGUUCCGACUGUUUGGUUCAUCUGUGGUUUGCGUAGCUAGCCAGUUUGAGUUUGUUGGAAUGCAAUGAUUAGUAAGCUAGCAUAGCUCAAUAUAUUUCCGCAUCUAAAGAUUUAUUGCUUCGCAAGGUUUGCCAAAAUGCUUUUAAACAAUUUGCUUGAGUGUUUGCCGCCUGACCUCGAAUCAGUCUUGUAAAAAUGGGUCAUUUUAAUAAUCCAAGCAAGCUAACUUUAGCUACAUCUUGCAAAUUGAAGAUGUUUUGCUAGCUAGCUAACUUAGUUAGGUUUGAUCGCUACAAUUUAUUGAUAGGGUAGCUGCAGGGUGUCCUGUAGUUUGGCAAAGUGUUAAAACGUGUUUUGUCAUCUGACUUAGCUUCUUAGCCUAGCUUGCUACGUUAGCUGAAUUAGCUAGCAUCAGCUUUUUCUAUCGUUUACUGAAUUUGACGUAUCGCUACUAUCUGUAAAAUAUGGCUACUGCCUCUAGCUCAUGUGUGGGGAUAAAUGGGUCUAGAAAUGGACCCUCUCUCUCUACACCGACAUUGGUAGCACCUGGACAAUCUCAGCCUAUGGUCGUUGUAUGGGAAUGGCAGGAUGAUCUUGGCUUCUGGCGACCAUAUAGCGGCCAGGUGAGCGGCUAUAUCGAACAAUACUUCUCUCCGCGGGGACACAGAGGUGGGGGUCCUGGCUCCACCAGCAUCAGCCUAGGACAAUCCGAUCCCAGUUUGUCGCCUUAUCUCAUAGACAUACCGAGCUUGAACCAGUUCCGCCAAGAUACAGGGAAAACGCGGUCUGUACGCCGUCAAUUGUUUGCCCAGUCCUCAGGCUUGGGUAGCGGAGUAUAUUGGGAGUGGGCAAAUGACGAAGGAGGAUGGACUCCGUACGAGACUCGCACUUCUAUUCUACUAGAACACAGCUACCUGGCACGGCAGGCCACUGCGGAUAUGGCCUCACAUGGCUAUAACUACAUAGUGGACCUCACAGCGCUGGCCCAGGUCAACAAGGCCACAGGCUUCAGGCGGCAGGUCCGACGGCAGGGUAACUUCCCCUACCCGCUGGCGUCUGGCGCCUCCGUCAUCCACUCGGGCCCGGCUUGCUCCUGCCACCAGUGUCUGAGCCACAGCUGCACUGGCCCCAUGCCCAGCCGUUCACGCCACUCCUUCUCCUCUGGGCAGCUGAGCCGGCCCAGCUUCCAGGGCCCCAGCAGGGCGGCUGGAGCUCACCCCACCUCGGUGUACUCGCCCUACCCCAGGAGGCCUCUUUCUGUGGGGGGCAUGGCGUGGGGUGGUCCCUGGCCCCCGACACCCUCCGCUAGUCAGUUCCCUGGACCUCCACUGUCUUACCCUACCAGUGGCAAUGGCUUAAGUGUCCCCGCCAUCCCUCUGCAACGGAAUGGAUCCACCGGUGUGAGCUCAGCCCUUGCAGGCAUGGCCUCCAUUUUGAUGUCAGCAGUGGGACUCGGCGUGCGCUUCACGAGUGCCCCCCUCCCGCACCCCUCCUCCUCCGUUCCUCCUCCCCCCAGCAGCACCAGCAGGCCCGCAGGCUCCAAAACUCACAGCAGCAGCUCGGUUAGGAGGGCAAAGAGGCAGCACAGGACAGCUUUUUGUCGUGGCUGUUUAAAGAAACCUGAACCAUCGAUUUACAUUUUCUCCUGGUGCACACUACUUUCAGGGUAAGGAACCUUCUAUCAAUAAAUUGUAAAAAUAUCAAACUUAUCCUUUUAAAAUCAAAUAUUGUGUUCUUAACCUGAAUCAAAGGCACUGUUUAGAUUUUCUGCAGGCUUGUAUAGCUUUUUAUUUUUCCUUUUACGUGUGCUCUCUUCUAUCGCAUUCCAAUGCUCACUUUCACUGUAAGAAUAAUUUUCUAAUCUGUGACUCAAUCACUCCUAUCCUAUCCAUAAAUCAGUGAGUUGUAAUUGUUGCUUGGCAGUCGACAGUGUUCAUUAGCUAACAGUGGUGUGAACUAGGCCCUAAUCUUGCUGUUUGGUUACAAAGGUUGCAGCUCAAAACAGAACCCCUAAACUCAAUGCUGAGUUGCAGACAUACCUUGUAGCUGUUCCAGAACAGACUGAUACUCACAAAUCAUCUAACAAUGAAGCUUCAUCCCAAAUGGCACCCUAUUCCCCAUAGGGCACUGAUUUUGAACAGAGCCCUAUGUUGUGAAUAGGGUGGCAUUUGGGGCACAUCAGCCCCUAACUAAGGAAGAGUGUGCUUUUGGUACAUUGGUGGAUAAGUGUCUAACCCUCUCCUCUCCCAUUCAUCCACAACUGUCAUGCAUUAAUACUGUGUACCUCAAUCUGUCGACUCAUGUUACAUCUUUGAGCAGUGCUUUUGUAUGGUACAGAUUUGCCAACGAAGCCGGCCAAAAGUUUGAGCUGCAGUGAAGUGUGUAGGCUACAUCUGCAGGAUGAGUCGGUUAUUUCUGCAGAAAUAUAAAAUACAACAAAGUGAAUUGUCAGUGUGUUAACUAUAUGCUAUAAAAUAGCAAUUUUGGGGGGG
Molecule: messenger RNA, 2716 nt
Organism: Oncorhynchus kisutch (coho salmon)
Lineage: Eukaryota; Metazoa; Chordata; Actinopteri; Salmoniformes; Salmonidae
Product: probable E3 ubiquitin-protein ligase DTX2
Exons: 5
Coding region: 689-1894 (401 amino acids)
Biological process (GO): protein ubiquitination; Notch signaling pathway
Molecular function (GO): zinc ion binding
Source: RefSeq, a predicted model, not a curated record